CUCUACCAAAUUCUAAACGAAUAUGGAAAAGAACACGAAGCCUCUAACCCUCAAUUACAAUUCAGAGAUCUCUUCCGCUCUACAAUUUCAUCAAUACCAGCUUUCCAAUUAAAAAGCUAACGAAUUAUCAUAAACAUACACAAUUUCGGAAUUCCAUCAUCAAACAAAAACCUUUCGAUCACUCCCAGUUUGAGGAAUAUAUAAGAAGAAAGAAUUGUGCUCAUAUUAAACAUAUUCGACAAAAUCACAAAUAUUGAAGUCAAAAUGAGGGCUUGUGAAUCCCCUUCACCUUCUCAUGGCAUACAUAUGAAUCCCAAGUAUUUGGAAGCAAGAAGACAAUUUGAUAAUUCAUCAAUUAAUAAUAACAUCUCACUUGUGAGGGGGGCAUUUGACUCAGAGACUCUGAGGCAGAAGCAUUCUAUUAGGUAUGAAGAUUAUAAUUAUAAUCAAGGAGAAGGCACAACAUCCAGUAUUGAUCCCCAAAGAUUCAAUGGGUAUGGUGGCCGUACAUCGCUUCCUCUAUCAACAGACAAGUUGCUUCCAUCUGGAAGUGUUUUCAUCAGGACCUUGUCACCUUCAAUUGAUGAGUUCGAGGUGUCCGAUUCACGAGCAGUUGUAGGGGGAUCUCCAUCUUGUUCAGGAUAUAAAUAUGGACGUAGGAGAGGAAGAGAUGAGAAAACUGAAUACUGGCUGAAAAGACAUUGCUCUGGUGACUCCUAUCGUGAUUUUGAAAAUAUUGCUAACUGUGGUUCAAGCAAAGGUUUUGAACAUGACAGACCAAGGGCUUUAAUUGAUGCUUAUGGCCAUGAUGACGGGCAAAGGUCUGUGAAUGAGGAACCUCCUGUUAGGGAUCGCCUGAAUGAUAGUGGCGCAGUAAGUAAAAAAACUGAUAGUUCAUGGCAAAGUACUGAAGAAGAAGAAUUCGAUUGGGAAGAUAUGAGCCCGACAUUAUCUGAUGGGAAGACCAACAAUGUCACCGCUUCUACUCUGUCUUCCAGAGGUUUUAGAGCUAUACCUGGUGUUGGCUCUCUUGACUCCGGACAUUUUGAUCCCAGUCUCAGGAGGAGCUGGGGAGUGUCUAGUCAGAUAUCUAGGCUAGAGGAUUCACAAAAGACUUUUGAAGAUGGCGGUCAUUUAUCAUGCAACAAGCCUCCUUCAAGUAAUGAGAUGAAUCGUUCUCAGGGAGCUUGGAAGUUGCCUAACAGUCAUUCUGUGCCUAUGUCUGUUGCUGGAAGACAAAAUAUUUCAUCAUCAUCCGAUGGAAAGCCUUCUUCAGCACCAGUGUCAACCUCCUCAUUGCCCUCUGCAAGUAUGCACCAUUUGGUGCCUCUGUCACCUGCAUAUCUGCAGCGAAACCAGCCCACAAUGUCCUUUGACUUUACAAGUAGAAAUUACAGUAUCCUUGACCAAGGCCUUCAACAAUUUGUCACUAAUGACCUAAGAAAUUUGAUUCCUGAAAAGCCAGCUCACCGGCCACAGUUUAGCUUUGACCGAUCACAUCAUAAGAAGCAGCAACUAGUACCAUUACCACAGCAAUUGCGUCUGCCUCAAGAACCUCAGCAGAAUGCUGUAUCAACUAUUUCUUCACAUCCACAACAGACAAUAUUGCCAUCUAGUCUUGGAUAUACUCUACUAGGUCACAGGGUUGCAGAUAGGAAUGUUGUGCGCAAUCCUGCACUUGGUUCUCAUCCUCAUGUACCCUUCCGAAACGCACCCAAUUGUUCUGUGCAAUUCCAAGCACCUAUGACACCAUAUUCCUUAGUCCCUCGUCCCCAUCUUCAAUAUCUACCCCUUCCGCAGAGUUCUGGUCCUCUUGCUAAUCAACCAUCAACUGCUGCUAUUUCUGGCUUACUAGAUUCUGGUUUACUUAACUCUCUUAUUGCACAAGGUUUAUACCCAUUGAAGCAGACCCCUGUGCAGGAUUUUCUCGGAGUGGAUUUUAACCCUGACCACCUUAAAGCGCGUAAUGAGUCAACCAUAAGGAUGUUGUUUGGGGAUCUACCCAGACAGUGCACCACAUGUGGCCUUCGGUUCAAAACCCAAGAAGAACACGCUAAGCACAUGGACUGGCAUGUGACUAAGAAUCGAAUAUCAAAGAACCGUAAGCACAACCCUUCUCGUAAGUGGUUCGUCAGUGUGAGUAUGUGGCUCAGUGGGGCAGAAACAUUGGGUAUUGAUGCAGCUCCUGGAUUUUUGUCAACUGAGAGAGCUAUUGAAAAGAAGGAUGAUGACGAGAUGGCAGUUCCUGCAGAUGAGGGUCAGAAUGUCUGUGCUUUAUGUCGGGAACCUUUUGAAGAUUUUUAUAGUGAUGAAACUGAAGAAUGGAUGUAUAGAGGAGCUGUGUACUUGAAAGCGCCUUCUAUGUCAACUUUAGGUAUGGACAGUUCACAGUUGGGUCCUAUUGUGCAUGCAAAAUGUAGGUCUGAUUCUACUGCUACUCCGACCUGAAGAACAUAGCAUUGUGCUUCAUGGUACAUGGACAUUCAAGAGGCUAGACAAAGGAAACAAACGAGUUAAUUUUCGACCCAGAUGUCUGUUUUUCCCUGUAACUUAAUCCGAGUUCAUCUUGUUAUACUUUUCCUCUUCUCCCUCCCCCAGAUUUUGUUACCUUGGUGCUCUAGUGUUGACAUCACGGCAGAACUGUAAAUACAGUGGAGGUCUACAAUCCUUACCUUGCCGAGUUGCUGUUGCGCUUUUGGCUCUUUGGCUCAACAAUUUUCAUCUUUGGGGUAGUCCUAUAGGUUAUAGCAUUGAUGAAUAUGUAGAGGAGAUUUCCCCAAAUUAACUCAUUAUUUUCUCUCUUAUCUUACAAUUGUAUGCAUAGUGUUUUAUAAAGCUUUUGAUGGAGAAUAAUGUCAUGAAUUCUAUAAUGGAAUGUAUAUAUAUAUAUGUGUGUGCCAUUUUGUUUA
Beta vulgaris subsp. vulgaris (sugar beet) is the source of this 2909-nucleotide messenger RNA. RefSeq names its product polyadenylation and cleavage factor homolog 4. Gene Ontology annotation, biological process: termination of RNA polymerase II transcription. Gene Ontology annotation, cellular component: mRNA cleavage factor complex; cytoplasm. The coding region runs from base 265 to 2448 and encodes 727 amino acids. The transcript has 6 exons. The record is from RefSeq and is a predicted model, not a curated record. Lineage: Eukaryota; Viridiplantae; Streptophyta; Magnoliopsida; Caryophyllales; Amaranthaceae. Gene Ontology annotation, molecular function: mRNA binding; RNA polymerase II complex binding.